Plectropomus leopardus (leopard coralgrouper) is the source of this 1412-nucleotide messenger RNA. RefSeq names its product HIV-1 Tat interactive protein 2 (gene htatip2). Gene Ontology annotation, biological process: import into nucleus. Lineage: Eukaryota; Metazoa; Chordata; Actinopteri; Perciformes; Serranidae. Gene Ontology annotation, cellular component: cytoplasm. The record is from RefSeq and is a predicted model, not a curated record.
UUAUCUGCAGUGGUGAACGAGGAUGAGGACGAGGCUUUGUGAGAUUCUCCAUUUCUCUUCGGUUAAUCACAAUACCAAAUCAAUAAAUAAAAUAUACAAUUUAAAGUACUGAUAUGAACCGGUGCCAUCGAUCACUGACGGUGUUGAUCAUUUCUGACUCUUGACUCUUGAGAGCACCGUCUGCUAAGAUGAAGCAACCAGGAAGUGCUCCGUCUAAUCGUUGCUCAUAGCGAUGUCUGUUAUGAAACUGCUGGUCACCGCCCUGGGAAAAGCGACCGGGAUCUUCACUGUCGUAAUUGUUGUCGUUGCAGUGGUUCUGAAUUAUUUCGACGACCCCGUUCCGGUUAAAUACACCAGCAUGGCAGAGGACAUGAAGACUCUGGAGGAAAACUUCAGGCAGCAAAAUAAAAGCUGUUUCAUCCUCGGUGCCUCUGGGGAAACAGGCAGUGUGUUACUUCAAGAGCUGCUGGGGCGCAACAUCUUCUCCAAGAUCACUCUCAUCGGACGGCGACAGCUCACCUUUGAGGACAAAGCGUAUGAAAACCUGGUACAGGAGGUGGUGGACUUUGAGAAGCUUGAUGAUUAUGCUGCUGCCUUCCAGGGCCAUGAUGUUGGCUACUGUUGUCUGGGAACGACCAGAGCGAAAGCAGGGGCUGACGGAUUUAUCCGCGUUGAUCAUGACUAUGUCCUUAAAUCAGCUGAGCUCGCCAAAGCAGGAGGCUGCACACAGUUCCACCUGGAGUCCUCCAGAGGAGCCGAUAAAAACAGCAACUUCCUCUACCUCAAAGUCAAGGGACAAGUGGAAGCAGAUAUUGAGGCGCUGGGUUUUGACAGAUAUUCCAUUUACAGACCAGGGGUUUUGUUGGUGGACAGACAGGAGAGUCGGCCCGCCGAGUGGAUGACCAGGAAAUUCUUCGGUGCCCUUUCCUCCGUGUGCUCUACGUCCAUGUCCAUCCCAAUCCAGGCGGUGGCAAAAGCGAUGGCGUCAAACACUCUGCUUCAGCCUGAGCAGAAGACGGAGAUCCUGGAGAACAAAGCCAUCGCCACCCUGGGAAAGAGUGCAGGGAAAUAAGAGAGAGCAGGAAAUACACUGAGGUCAUUCCAGCAGAUGUAUAGAGACAACUACAUAAACAUAUUUAAUCAUAAUAUUGUAUUUGGGUUUCAUUGCUUUUGGUAUUAAAUUAUAUUAUAAUAUUUUCAUCAGGGAAUUAUUGCCAUUUGUGCUGAGAGACGAUGUACUGACCAACUGCCUUAAAGUAAAUGCUGAAGUCUAUUCUGCACUAGAUUGAAAUGAUGGAUGUCUUUUAUAUGUUUUCAUGAGAUUAUCAUCAAUAUUUCACUGAGGUGUGUGAUUUAGGAAAAUGUUUCCAUAUUGACUGUAUAAAUAAAUAUAAUAUCUAGUGUCUGAACUA